Messenger RNA from Rubroshorea leprosula, 1653 nucleotides. The record is from the annotation of a GenBank genome assembly. NCBI's taxonomy places the organism in Eukaryota, Viridiplantae, Streptophyta, Magnoliopsida, Malvales, Dipterocarpaceae.
CCUCGCAAAGGCGUCUUGAUAAACGCCGCCCUCUUUCUCUCUCGAGUUUUUACAAAUUCCUUUGCAUUUCAUCCUUCAAAUUUUCAAGAGAAAAUGAGAGAGUGCAUCUCGAUUCACAUUGGUCAGGCCGGUAUUCAGGUCGGCAAUGCAUGCUGGGAACUUUACUGCCUCGAGCAUGGCAUUCAGCCUGAUGGCCAGAUGCCAAGUGAUAAGACCGUUGGUGGAGGAGAUGAUGCCUUCAACACCUUUUUCAGUGAAACUGGUGCUGGGAAACAUGUCCCUCGUGCUGUGUUUGUUGAUCUUGAGCCUACCGUGAUUGAUGAAGUGAGGACUGGAACAUAUCGCCAACUUUUCCACCCUGAGCAACUUAUCAGUGGCAAGGAAGAUGCUGCCAACAACUUUGCUCGUGGCCACUAUACCAUUGGUAAGGAAAUUGUUGAUCUCUGCCUGGACCGUAUCAGAAAGCUUGCUGACAACUGCACUGGCCUCCAAGGAUUCUUGGUUUUCAAUGCGGUUGGAGGUGGUACUGGGUCUGGUUUAGGGUCUCUUCUGUUGGAGCGUCUCUCUGUUGACUAUGGCAAGAAAUCAAAGCUAGGUUUCACUGUUUAUCCCUCUCCUCAGGUCUCCACAUCUGUUGUUGAGCCUUACAACAGCGUCCUUUCAACUCAUUCCCUCCUUGAGCACACUGAUGUUGCCGUGCUGCUUGACAAUGAAGCCAUAUAUGACAUUUGCAAGCGCUCCCUAGACAUUGAACGCCCCACUUAUACCAAUCUUAAUCGUCUUGUCUCUCAGGUCAUCUCAUCUCUCACUGCCUCUCUGAGGUUUGAUGGAGCCCUGAAUGUGGAUGUGACUGAGUUCCAGACCAACCUGGUUCCAUACCCAAGAAUCCAUUUCAUGCUUUCCUCCUAUGCCCCUGUCAUUUCUGCAGAGAAGGCCUAUCAUGAGCAGCUCUCAGUUGCUGAGAUCACCAACAGUGCUUUUGAGCCUUCAUCCAUGAUGGCCAAAUGUGAUCCACGCCAUGGCAAAUACAUGGCUUGCUGUCUCAUGUAUCGAGGUGAUGUUGUGCCCAAGGAUGUGAAUGCAGCUGUGGCCACCAUCAAGACCAAGCGCACAAUCCAGUUUGUUGACUGGUGCCCUACUGGAUUCAAGUGUGGCAUCAACUAUCAGCCACCAACUGUUGUUCCAGGAGGUGAUCUUGCCAAGGUGCAGAGGGCUGUCUGCAUGAUCUCUAAUUCAACUAGUGUUGCAGAAGUGUUCUCCCGCAUUGAUCACAAGUUUGAUCUGAUGUAUGCUAAGCGUGCCUUUGUGCAUUGGUAUGUUGGUGAGGGCAUGGAGGAAGGAGAGUUCUCAGAGGCCCGUGAGGAUCUUGCUGCUUUGGAGAAGGAUUAUGAGGAGGUUGGUGCAGAGUCUGCCGAGGGAGAGGAUGAUGAAGGAGAGGAAUACUAGGAUAAAGAUGUGUGUGCGUUUUCCUUAAUGCUUUUGAUGUAGCUGUGUGGUCUUGUUUUUCAGCUUUUGCUCUGGAUGUAUGUUCAUUAUCAGACUUCUGAUAAUUGAAUCUCUAUUACCUUGUUCUAUGUUUCGUGCUGCAUGUUUUUGUAUCCUAGGGACCAUUUCUCUAUUUCUGAUAUCAACGUUACUCAGUAAUUUCUGAUA